UUAAUGAUAAGCUAUUUUACUCAGAAGGAAAACUGGUAUCCAAAGAUCGUGAAAGGCAAUCGAUUGGCCAAGUAUUACCCCAAUAAGCUAAAAUGCUCUUACAGGAUGGAUCGAGAAACUAAGAUAGAUUAUUCUCCACUCCCCUUUGUUGCUGAAAUCUUGAAGGAUACUAUUGAGCAAGCAGAUGAUUCUCUUGGGAUUAAAGAAAGCAUUUAUCUGUUUAAAAAACUAGGUUUAACACAAGACUACACUAACAAGAAUAUUUAUCGUGAAGAAUUACUUUGUCCUCUGAUUCCGAAAUUAACACUAGUACUUGCUGAUUGUGAUACAGACACAGAAGACCAGAUAAUUUCAUUCUUGUUGGCUUUAUGCCUCAAUAUACCUAAAGGGAUCUUUUUAGCGUCAUUUAUCCCAGCGACUGAGAAGUAUGCUUUGGCAAAACAGUUAAUCGAAUUGCUGAAAAAUGUUAUACCAAAGCUUUAUGACUAUCUCAUUGGAGUUCAAGCAAUAUCAUUGCUGUAUUUGGUAAAGGAUCUAUGUCGAGAUCCAGAGUUUCUCUAUGCCUUCUGGGAAGAAAGUUUGAUGUCAAAUCUUCUGAAGAAAAUUUCUUUAGAAAAUAAGACUUAUAAACAGAAAUGUUUUUCUCUUCUUGUUCUUGAUAUCUUAUUGAUUUUCAGCGAGAAUAUGUCAGAAGAUUACUUUGAAGAUACCAAGAAAGUCUUUAUGAAAUAUAUUGUUAAAUCUAGUAGGGUUUUAUCAAACAAUCCUCGUUUAGGAUACAAUGAUCUUCUGACUCAAAGUAAUGAAGAAGCUAGGACUAAAAUUCUAAAGAUAUUCAAUCACUUGACUGCUGCUGAUGACGAAUUUGUCAAUCAAAUCUUGAGACGGUUUUAUCAAUUCCCCCAAGACCUAGUCGAACUAAUAAGAAGGAAUGGCGAGAUCACUAUUAAAGAUAAUUCCUCUGAUGAUAUUGAAAAGAAAUAUAAUUCAAUUGAUCUAAAACUACCAAUACCUUCUUUAAAUAAUGAAUCUGAAGCAAAAGAGGGAAAUAAAUUUGAUUUCACUAGAUUGGAAGCGCUCAAAAUCGCCAUGAACCUAACUAAGUACAAGUCUAAUUUUACUAAUCUGAAGGAAGAUCUCAUCAAUGCAAACCUUCUAGAAGCUUUGACGUAUAUAAUUGGUUCUGAAGCGAAUGAUUUAAAGGCAAUCGCAUAUAAAAAGUAUGCCUUUGACUUACUUGCUAAGUUCAAUAGCGAAAAUUAUUGCAUUAUCAACAGAAUUGAGUCCUCAGAUGUUAUGAAAUAUCUGUGCUUUAGUCUUGAGUCAACUGCUGAUGAAGUUAUCCUUGAAAAAGCUAUUCAGUUUGUUAAGACUGUUUUUAAACAUUACCAGCCUUCAGUAAUAAAUCACCUUCUUGAGAAUGAUAUUUUAGUGAGACUUAUCAACAUCGAUAGAUCAAAACUAGUAGGAAAAAUAGCAAAGACAAAUGCAAUGCAUGCCUUGAUGCUACUCUUUGAAAAUGCACAAAACAGUUCUGAAGAAUACUCUCCUAUAUAUUUCGAGUAUGCGCUGCUUGAGGAAGACGAAAAGCAAAGACUAUACUCUAUUUUAAAACAGGCUGAUAAUUUUGACUUAAAACUCCUCCACUAAGCUCUAAUAUUCUUCGUGAA
Molecule: messenger RNA, 1670 nt
Organism: Moneuplotes crassus
Lineage: Eukaryota; Ciliophora; Spirotrichea; Euplotida; Euplotidae
Source: the annotation of a GenBank genome assembly